UCAAGAAGAGGUUAAUUCUUUUUCGUCGCCACCGAUACGAUCCCCUUCCCAUGCCAACGUGCGGAAAGCCCAAACCCUCUCUCCCGAGCUGCUCGCUUUCUCUCCCUCUCCCUCUCCCUCUCCCUCCAGAGAUCAUGGCGGGAAGAGAGAUCCUGAUGCUCGAUGCCCCGCUGGAUCCUUCCCGCGAAGGCUGGACGGCCGGUCCAAAGGCGGACGUUGUCGACGCGCUGCCGUACAUCGACGACGACUACGGCGACCCCAGGGUGAAGGCCGAGGUCGACCGCCUUGUCGAGGAGGAGAUGCGGCGGAGCGUCAAGAAGCCCACGGAUUUCCUCAGAGAGCUCCCUCCCCUGCCCAAAUUCAAAUUUGAGGAUCACCCUAUGCUUGCUAGAGAGUAUGAACGUGUUAGAGCUGGCAAGCCUCCUGCAACUUUGGAGAUGUCACGUUAUGGAUUAGAACCUCCCCCACUAAAUAAGCGUAAUGAUGUUGCUGCAUGGAGGCUAGCUUUACGAAAUGCUCAGAGCUUGUUACAACAUCAAAUAGUAAGGAUUGAGAAUCUGGAGCUAAUGUUGAAACAUGGUGCUGAUGUCUGGAAACAGAAGAACAAACAAUUGGAGUCACUUUUGUCCAGAAUGCAAGCAGUGGCUCUGGAAUAUAAUGAAAAGAUUGAAGCUGUGAACCGCGAAAGAAAAUUCCAUCAGCAAAACACAGGUGUGCAACUUAAUGCCCUGAUGGCACAAUGGAGGGAGCUAUGUGCGAAGAACAUAGAGAUCCAAGCUGCAUGUGCUGAUCUUCAGAACCGUAUAGACCAACUCAAGAUGGAAGCCAAGGAGAGUGAUCUUGAUUUGAAUGCCAAUGGGGAAAAUCAAUCUGCAAAAACCCCAGGAUUUUGAGGAUGUAGGAGAUCUCUGGCUAUGCAGUCUCUUUUAAUUGAAAUUGAAUUUUGUUGGCCUCUCUGGGCGCAUACAGGCUCAAUUCAAUUUGUGGACAGACUGGACAGUUUCAAACUGACCACUCAGCUAAAGGGAUAUUGGAUAUUGGAAAUUUUAAAUGCUGGGCCAUAAUUAUGCUGCUAUAAAUCCAAUGGAAAAUUUCAAGUUUUUGCCAUGAUAGAUUUUGCAGGGGAAAGAUAGUAUCAUUGAGUGUAUUCACUUUGGAUCCUGUGUAUCUUUUAUUGUACUUAAAGGAAAAUAAUUAUGCCAAAAGCAAAAUGGAUUCAGCAUUCUAAAUCCUCAUGUUUCAGUU
Elaeis guineensis (African oil palm) is the source of this 1245-nucleotide messenger RNA. Its product is annotated as pre-mRNA-splicing factor SPF27 homolog. NCBI's taxonomy places the organism in Eukaryota, Viridiplantae, Streptophyta, Magnoliopsida, Arecales, Arecaceae. The record is from RefSeq and is a predicted model, not a curated record. Gene Ontology annotation, cellular component: precatalytic spliceosome; catalytic step 2 spliceosome; Prp19 complex. Gene Ontology annotation, biological process: mRNA processing.